GGGCAAUGGCCUCGCUGUAUCAGCGCUUCUCGGGCAAGAUCAACACGUCGCGCUCCUUCCCCGCGCCCCCCGAGGCCAGUCGCCUGCUGGGCGGCCCCGGGUCCGAGGAGGACGGCGCCAAGCCCCCCGCCGCCCCCGCGGCGCCCCGACUCCGGUACCAGGCGCGCGGCGACCGGGACGACGAGGACGAGCUGGUGGGGAGCAACCCCCCGCAGAGGAACUGGAAGGGCAUCGCCAUCGCCCUGCUGGUCAUCCUGGCCAUCUGCUCCCUCAUCGUCACCUCCGUCAUCCUGCUGACACCAGCGGAAGACACCGACCUGUCUCAGAAGAAGAAGGUCACGGUGGAGGACCUCUUCAGCGACCACUUCAGAAUCCACGACCCCCAGGCCAAGUGGAUAAGCGAUACGGAAUUCAUCUACCAGGAGCCGAAAGGGAGCGUCGUCCUGCGGAACGUGGAAGCCAACACCUCCAGGGUGCUCGUGGAAGGCAAGAAGAUCGAGUCUCUGAGAGCCAUCCGCUACGAGAUCUCUCCCGAUAAGGAGUACGCCCUGUUCGCCUACAACGUGGAGCCGAUCUAUCGAUACUCCUACACAGGCUAUUAUGUCCUGAGCAAGAUUCCUCACGGCUGUGUGGUCACUUUCCAGCAGGCCAAGGGCUCAGCCCCAGAAGCCCCGUGGACACUGGAGCCCAAGGGGGGUCUACACCGGACACCACAGAUGUCUCCGCCACUUAACCAAGCCACCUGGAUGCCCAGGGACCCACAGGAACUAGCCGGAGACCCUCUUAAUUCCCGGCUAAUCCUCUCCCCCCUCACACAAACACAGCCCAAGGCAGCUGGUCACGCAGCAAAGCCCAAGAUGGAACAGAGGGUGGGCCCCACACAGCGGCCCCAGGUCCGGACUGCUCCCCUUCAGGGGGUGGAAACCGCAGAAGAACUCUGGCACUGA
Messenger RNA from Erinaceus europaeus (western European hedgehog), 947 nucleotides. RefSeq names its product dipeptidyl aminopeptidase-like protein 6. The transcript is spliced from 8 exons. The record is from RefSeq and is a predicted model, not a curated record. Lineage: Eukaryota; Metazoa; Chordata; Mammalia; Eulipotyphla; Erinaceidae. The coding region runs from base 6 to 947 and encodes 313 amino acids. Gene Ontology annotation, molecular function: dipeptidyl-peptidase activity.